This is a messenger RNA of Anisakis simplex (herring worm), 324 nucleotides long. The record is from the annotation of a GenBank genome assembly. NCBI's taxonomy places the organism in Eukaryota, Metazoa, Nematoda, Chromadorea, Rhabditida, Anisakidae.
AUGAAUUCAAUACAACCAAGAGCGUUAAGAUUCCUUCAAGCCGCAAACGCGUGUCGCUAUUGGCCAACUGGUCGUGGGAUAUAUCACAAUAAUGCGAAAACGUUCCUCGUUUGGGUGAAUGAAGAAGAUCAUUUGCGAAUUAUUUCAAUGCAAAAUGGCGGAAAUGUUGGACAGAUUCGUGGAAUUCACGGAGAGCACUCCGAGUCGGCUGACGGUGUGUACGACAUCUCAAACAAAGCUCGUUUGGGUUUAACUGAGUUUGAAGCGGUAAAACAGAUGUACGAUGGCGUGAAGCAUCUUAUCGAACUGGAGAAACAAGCUUGA